Prorocentrum cordatum is the source of this 489-nucleotide messenger RNA. NCBI's taxonomy places the organism in Eukaryota, Dinophyceae, Prorocentrales, Prorocentraceae. The record is from the annotation of a GenBank genome assembly.
AUGCGGACCUCGUCGCCAUGCCCAGGCUCUCGCUUCAAAACCCUCGGCCAGAAUGCGCUUCAGGACAAGGCUUGGACCAAUUUUCAGGACAGGCUGGCAGACAUUGCCCAUUGGUUCAGUGGUCUGCGGGUCGAGUCGACCGCUUUAGCGGUGGGGGUCGCGUGCUACCCGACUGUCUCCGAGGACGAGUUCAAGAAGUUCCAGUGCAUCCCCGAUGCCCGCAAGGCCCUCUGCCAGAUCCUCUCGGUCGACACGGACGACGAGAUCCAGGAUCGCAUGGACAAGCUGGUGCACACACUCUUCAGGACGCCCGCGGGGUCCACGGCGUCCUGGGCCGCCUGCAAGCCCGACGACGACGGCCUGGAGGCGGGGGACGGCUGCGACAGCCAGCCGUCCUCGCUGCUCAGCGCCUCCGUGCGGAGCAGGAACGCCGGGAGCACCUCGAGCCGGAUGGAGAAGGGCCUCGAGUUCGACGGCUUCGUGGAGCGG